Messenger RNA from Hypanus sabinus (Atlantic stingray), 2576 nucleotides. It is a transcript of the gene riox1, whose product is annotated as ribosomal oxygenase 1. Bases 63 to 1901 code for a protein of 612 amino acids. Lineage: Eukaryota; Metazoa; Chordata; Chondrichthyes; Myliobatiformes; Dasyatidae. The transcript has 15 exons. Gene Ontology annotation, cellular component: nucleolus. Gene Ontology annotation, molecular function: histone H3K4 demethylase activity; histone H3K36 demethylase activity. The record is from RefSeq and is a predicted model, not a curated record.
AGGAGAGCGUGCUCCAAUUGGCGGAACCGUCCAGAGGUACGUCAUGACGCAGGCGUGGAGCGAUGGCGGAGCCUCGUGUGUCGGCGUUCUCUGUGUACCAGGCGGUGAUGAUGGACAGGGAGCUUCCCGGUCAGAUGAAUGGAAUUUCAGCAACACGUCAAAAACAAAAGAAUUGCUCACGUUUGUCUAGGAAGCGCAUGUUGAUUAAGAGGAAACGAAAAUACUUGAAGGUUAAAAUGAUGUCGUCAACAGGCAUCCAUGCAAUUGUGAGUGAUGCUACUUUACAAAGGGACACGCACUGCGCUGAGACAGAGCUCACAGACCACGGUGCUAAAAGAAAACUCAACAGUGAGAGGAUGAAUAAACAUAAAAGAAUGAAGUCGAAGUCUGGGAAAGCUGCUGCAACUAUCAACAACCUGUCAAACCAUUCGAAAGGAAUGAGUACACCAGAGUUCAUGUUGGAGAUUCCUGGGGAACCAUCCAAGAGCAAAGAUAUAAGACCCUGGACAGGACCAUCAUUAUCAGUACUUCUUCGGGAUCUACGUCAUAUACAUAACAGCAGGGAGAGAGCGAUGAAACUCUUUGAAUGGUUAAUAGCACCUGUUGCUUCAAAGAAGUUCUUCAAUGACAUUUGGGAGAAGACCCCAGCCUUGAUCAGACGCCACAAUGCAAACUACUACAAGGGAUUCUUCUCUUCAGAAGAUUUUGACAGAAUACUGAGAGAGGACGUUGUCAAUUUUGAAGUAAACCUGGAUGUAACGAGUUAUUUUGAUGGGGAAAAGGAAACACAUACUCCUACUGGCAGGGCAUUACCCGCGGUGGUGUGGGAAUUCUAUAAGAAAGGGUGUUCUUUGCGCUUGCUGAAUCCUCAGGCCUUUUCUGGAACUGUUUGGAAUGUGCUGUCUAUUCUCCAGGAAGCUUUUGGAAGUAUGGUUGGAGCUAAUGUUUAUCUAACUCCUCCUGGGAACCAGGGAUUUGCACCACACUAUGACGAUAUCGAAGCGUUCAUCAUUCAGCUGGAAGGAGCGAAGCACUGGCGCGUCUAUGACCCUAAAUCAGCUGAACAAGUCCUUCCUUGUGUUUCAAGCCGUAACUUUAGUCAGCAGGAAUUGGGUGAUCCCAUUAUGGAAACCUUGCUGGAGGCUGGAGACAUGCUGUAUUUCCCAAGAGGCUUUAUCCACCAAGCAGAUUGCACACCAGACACACAUUCGCUCCACAUCACCAUGUCAACUUACCAGAAGAACUCAUGGGGAGAUGUGCUACGUAAAAUGUUUCCUGCUGCUUUGGACUUGGCAAUAGAAGAUGACGUCGAAUUUCGUGAAGGCUUGCCUCUUGAUUACCUGGAUUACAUGGGAGUGCAGAAUUCUGAAAGAGAAGAUGAUCCACGGAGGGAAGCAUUUAAUAAUAAGAUUUACAGUCUAAUGAGAAAGUUACUCAAGUAUGUACCAAUCGAUGCUGCUGUCGAUCAGAAAGCCAAGGAUUUUAUUCACGAUUGCCUCCCGCCCAUCCUUACUAAAGAGGAACUGGCCUGCACGGUGUACAGUUCACCAGUCCGAUGGAGAAAUGGCGGGCCACACAACAAUGUCAUGCAGUUACGAGGAAAUACCCGGAUACGAAUGGUUCGCAGUAAUAUUGCCAGGUUAUGUGGCGAGAAUGGUAGCAUUUUGCUCUAUUAUAGCAUUGAAAAUUCUAGAGAAUACCACAAGGAGGAAAAUAAAUGCAUAGAAAUAGAUCCAGAGCUUGCAGAUGGGGUGGAGCUCUUGCUUUGCUCGUACCCACAGUUUAUAAAGAUUGAUAGUCUUCCUGCUGGAAAUCUUGAUGACAAGAUCUCCUUAGCCAUUGCCUUGUACGAGAAAGGUCUGCUGAUGACUGAAUAUCCACUCCUUCCUAAAAGGGAUUGACCUCAGACCUGAACCUUGUAAAGAAGCUUUCUAUCCAGUUAUACGCUAUUUCAUACUUGCCUGCAAUUGAUCAUUGUAUAAAAUACUCCAGAAAUGAUUUAAAUAUGAUUCUGUUUCCAGUUUGACUGGCCAUCGUUUUAUUGUAAUUAUCAGAUAUUUAAGUUCAAAAAUGAAGCGAAGUCACAAUGCUUUAUUAUCCAGAAUGAAUGUGUGUUCAGUGAUUUGUGCCGUUAACCCUUUGUUAAUGGAGCAGCCUUUAAAUUUUGCAGUACUUCCUAUGUAUAGUUACUGCAGGAUCUUUAAGUGAAAUCAGAAUGUGCACAAUUUUCUGAUGAGUUUGAAUUAUGAUCUUAUGGUUGUUGCCAUAAGGGGCAGGCAAAAGACAAUUAAAGAAAAUGAUGUAACCCACCUUCUUUGGCUUCCCGCUUUCAUUGAUGGGGAGAAAUGUGAGGCAUAAUUUUAAUGUGAUUGAAAGAAAGUUUAAGGGGGUUUUUAGAGGUAGAGUACUGUGCAGAAGUCUAAGGCAUUUAUAGCUAGGGUGCCUAAGACUUUUGCACAGUACUGUAGUAAUUUUAUGGAUUAUAUUGUACUGCUGCCACAAAAAAAUUCAGGACAUAAGUGAGUGAUGAUAAACCUGAUUCUGAUAUGAGUCUCUGUUGUGGACUGAGAGUGGGA